UUUCAAAUCAAAUUAUUUAUGUUGGCCUAGUGUUAUGGGCGUAUGAUCUGGUAAAUUUAAAUUUGUUAAAGAUUAGGCUAAUGUGAAGAGAUAGCACCCUGACGUCAUUUGCGUGUUUUGUCCCUGGUCCCGAUAGGGUCAAAACCCUGGACUCAGUUUAGGGAUACCGGAUACGUUUAGGGUUCAGAUUAGGUUUAAAGUUUAGGGAUAGUUUAGGGUUCAGGUUAGGCUAGGCUACGGCUACGGCUAGGUAAGUUAGGGAUAAAUUUAGGACAUAAGUUCGCGGGUUCACAUUUACCAUGGGUUAUCUUAAUCAUGUCAAAGUCAAGGCUUACAAGUUACACUUUACAACCAAAACUUACAAUUACAAGGCAACAACAUCAACAAGGGCAAGAGUGCUUUUAAUACUUAAAAUUUUUAGUACCGUGUGCCGUAUGUAAAUGUAAAAUCAUAGACUUUAGGCGGUAAUCUACAAUUGAGCGUUGGCCAAGAAAAAAUCCAGUUGUUCCCCCCCCCCCCCUGUCGUGUGACAUCAUUAAUGGAUGGUCAGUUAAACAAAUAAACAUCCCUACUAGUACUUCUACUCUAGUUAAUAGCUAACUGCCUACCNUUUCGUUCUGAAAAGUAAAACUCAAUAAUCAGUAAAGCAUUGUAAUUUUAUCUGUUACUAGUUACUUUUUUUUUUUUACAUUUCAAUGUUACAUAAUUCUUUUUAAAAAAACAUUUUUUUUUUUUUAAUGCACAAACAGAUGGUCAGUUUUUCAUUCAUUGAAGUGAUAGUGAUAGGCACAGGGUCAGUGUAUAUUAAAUAAUAAUAUUAGUGUAAUAGUAAGUGUAACGGUGCAGCAACACAAGGGUAGGUGUCUUCAGUUGUCACUACUGUUACCAAAGACCGUAUGUAUACAUUAUAUAUUCUAAUCUAAGGGUAAUGCUAUGUAUUCUUCAUACAGCAAAUAUAAUUAUUAAUUAUAGGCUUAACUUAUAUAUAAAGAAAUAAUCUAAUCUAAUUUCAAAAAGAAUAAAAUCGGUGGCCCGAAUCAACACUCAGUUUUAUGGACCCACAGAAAAUUCAAUUCGCAACACACUCUCCUCUCCGCCCUAAUGUGAAGGUUUUUAGGCACCUCAUGAUCUGUUAUCUUUGUAGUUAGCCGGGGAACACCGGAGAUAGCUCCCUCAUCAUGGGGUGUAAGUGACAAAGGAAAUUCCCCAUAAUUCAAGUUCCUAUGAUUGCCCCUAAUGUCACCACCCAGGAGCAUGAAGUAACGCUCCAUUGCUGGUGGGGGAUCAAUCAAUCAUAUAGUGUGAAUGGCCGUUGUUUUAUUUCCAGAAAAAAAUAUUAUUGGCCUAUUAUUAUUAUGUUCGACAUCAUUUUCAUGUUUGAGUAGGUCUAGUUGAUAUGAUGAUUUGUCCAGCCAUUCUCACUCUACUAAGUAACUACUAAAUUCAGACUCAUCACAUUUUGACAGAAUUAUGUAGGCCUAACAAAUUAAAAAAGUUAUAAUUAUCAAAAUAAGGGCUUUCCAUAUAUUAUGUAUGCACUGAGGGGGGGGGGGGCAGGAUGGGUAGUUGACUUUGGCGAUCUUGUGCGGCAAUAAAGUUGGUUUUUGAGAUUUUGUGUGGCAGUUUCAUUUUUAGAUUUUGCCCAUGGUGUGUAUCGAUCUCAGCAAAAAGUAUGUAUAUUUAUUCAGAAAUCCAGCAAAAGUUAUCCUGGAAUUCAAGUCUCUUAAUAUCUUUAAUAUAGACAGUGGUCCCUUUAAGUCUCUGAAUUUCAUGAUUUCAAAUUAUUUUCAAAUACACUAUAAAAACGUUUUGUAAUUUUUGUCAUACUGUUGCUCUGUUUUAAAAAAAUAACUCGCUAAAUAACCCAACAGUGAUAUUUAGUCUUGUGAUUUAUGGUAGUCCACUGUAUCAGUGACAUAAUUUGUGACAUAAUUUGUUUCUUUGGCUGAACCAAACAGCUGCGCUUGCAACAAAAAAAUGAUGUGGAAAACCCCACAACAAAAUUUUAAACAAGCUUGACAUCAGUGCUUCCCUAACAUUUUUUCUCCCCAUGCCCUGAUCACCUACCUUAUUCCACACCCCUUGCAAAAAAUUAAGGGGGGGGGGGUAAAAAAAAGUUCUCCAUGCUGCCAUUGUGCCAUAAAAUUGAAUAUCAAUUCAGCUUUCUUUUAUCUUUAGGCCUUAAGAUAAAUCUUAUAUAGAAUGUUUAAAAUAUUUGAAUUGCAAUAUAUGACAACAAUAAAGGUUGUUAAUAUUUAAAGAAAAUCCUGUUUUAUCAUUAUACCCGACCACCCCAACUUAUAUAAUCUUGUCGUAUCUCCCAGAUCAGUGGCAGAGGUAGUGUUAGUGCCAUCAGAGUGGUACACAAUUUUUGCCACCUCCCUGCUAGGAAAAAAACUAUGCAUUUGCCCAAAAAUGACACACUUUUUUUUAUAUUUUAAAAAAGUGCCUUCCAGGCUGGUCUGUCCUCUCCCUACAACACUGUAAUAGAUAUUAUAUCUGCUACUAUAAUCUCCAAAUUGCCUCUUUGUGGGGAAUAAGUUACAUUUUGGGAAUCACUGAUUUUUGUAGACUUAAUUUCUUUACCUUAUCUUGUAGAUUAUAAUUUGUUAUAAAUAAACCGUUUGUUUUUUUUAAUUUUUAAAAUCAUCUAGUAUUUAUAAUGAUAUAUAAUAAUAAUAUUUAUAAUAUUAGUUUCAACUAUUUUAUAUAUUUUUAAUUUGAUUUUAAUUAGAAUUUUUACAAUGGGUUUAUAAAUGAAAUAAACAAAUUUUUUGAUUUACCAAGAUCAAAAUCAACUGUGCAAUGGAGAUGAAUGAAGAUAAUUUGGAAAAUGUAACAUUAGCCAGUGAAGUCCAGGAUGCUAAUGUGAGACCAGAAGAGCUAAGUCAAGAAAGAAAAAUCACACAAACUGAUCACGUCAACAAGAAACUGCUGCAAUCAUUUUUAGAAAGAAUAAACCAAAACGAUAACACAGUAGCCUUUGGGCUGAAUGUUGGAGCAACAAAUCCAGAACAAGACUUAGAGAGCUCUGAAGAAGACUUUGAACUGAGUGAAGAUAAUUCAGUUAACAGUGAAGCUGAAGAUAAGAAAGACUCGUGGAGUAAAGACAGUGCCGUUGAUUAACAGUUUCAGUGCUUAAAUAUGUAAUUAAAUAUGCCCUUCAUCAAACGCAUCAUCAUUUCCUUAAAACAUUUUUAAUUAGUUUUAUUUUUUCUGACUGUCAACUGGUGAGCAGUACUGGUAUUUUAACUUGGCAGAUGGGGAGUAGAAACUUUCUGAUCAUUGGAUUAAGUGGGUAAGAAAGCAAAAAAGAAAAUUGUGUUAUAAUAAUUUUAAUACCUGUCAUAUUAAAUAAAUAUUCAGUCGUACCAUAACUUUGGCAUAGCAUUGCCUGAAAUUAUAAAACAAAUUAAGAAUUUCACCUCAUCUUUAUAUCGUAUUAUUAUGUUAACAGCAGAUUAAAAAAAUUGCCUAGUUUGUAACUGUUUUAAGUAAAAAAUAUUAUAUUGAAAUACUAUUUAUAAAUAGCCUACAAUUUAAAAAAAAAACAUGCAAAUUUGUAGUAUUAAUUUUUAUUCAAAUCCCAUGUUAUUUAUAUAACAUUUCUACUCCCAUAGAAUAACAAAUAGUGGCAAAACAACUGUAGCUUCCAUGUUGUGCAAAGCGCUGCCUCAUUUAGAAUUAAUGUGUCAGGACAGUUAUUUUUGGGUGAGUAAAAGAACUUUGAUUAGGUUCAGAAUAUUUUUUUCUUUGAAAAAAAAAAUAUUUUACUAAAAUGUUCAAAUUGUUUUAUAUGUAAUACUCAAUAAAAAUAACUUAUAAAAAGAUUAAAGGAGUGAAAUAUUUUUUUUUUUUAAUUUUAUAUUUGUUAUUUUAUUUUUUAAAAAUUAUGAUUGCAGGACUUGGACAAUCCAUCUAUAGAGAGGGAUGCUGAUGGUGUAAUCAACUGGGAAAGUAGGAUAUUUGUUCCCCGUACUUGUUAAGAAGUAUCUUUUAGUUAAUAUUUUCAAUUCAUGACUAACCAAUACUUAUCUUUUAAAGUAAUAUUAAAUAAUGUCUAAAUAAUUUAUUUUAAAAAAUUGAUGCAGUUUAAUUAAAAUGAUUUUUUUUUCCUUCAUAUUUUAAGUUUUGGGCAUUUUAGCAACAAUAAAUCAAUAAAUAUAGAAUUAAAGAUUUUGUUAAAUAAUUGAACAAUAUAAAAUAGCCGUAUUUAAAUGAUAUCUAUCUUAUUUAGAACUGAGUGCACUGGACAUGGAGAGGAUGGUCAGAGAUGUUCGAUUAUGGAGUGAAAAACAUGAUGAUAAAUCAAAUUCUGUUAAAAAAUAUUCAGUGCUUUUGAUUGAAGGCUUUUUGAUAUUCAAUGACAGGUAACUAAUUAACAAUUAGUUAAUAUAUGAAUAAGUUGGAGUUUGGUAGUUUUUCUUUCAGCAAUGCAGUCAAGGUGUUGUGUAAGGGGCACUCUUGUGAGCGUUUACAGUAGUAGUAAGAUGGGAUGACAGAUGUCUUUUUCCUGAACUCAGAAUUUUUAUCAUAUUUUCAUUUUUUUUUUUUUUUAAUUUUAGCAAAAACUAAAUUUUAUUAAAAAUAUUUAUGCAGUAAAAAUUUUAUUUAGAAUUUCACAGUGCAUCUAAGUAAAUUAUAAAUCUCAAAAGGGCACUUUCAAAUAAAUUAUCUAAACUAGUGACCGAAUGAAUGUGAUUUUUUUAUUUUAACAGAAACCAAAAUUAAACUGAAAGUUAAAAUGGCGUUUGGCCGAAACGAAAAGCCUUUACGACACUUUCGGCCUAAACCAAAACAUUUAGAUAUUUGAAACUUGUUUGCCCUUACAUUCUGUGCAUGUGGAAAAAAUGAUGUGGGAAAGUAUUGAUAGUAAUUUUUGAUAGCAAAAAUUAGAUUGUCGUGCAUUUUAAAAGCGAAAUAUCUAAUGACUACUCUAGCUUUUACUAUUUUACUAUUUUCUUUUACAGAAAACUUUCAGCUUUAUUUGAUCAUAAAUAUUUUAUAAAAAUCAACAAAGAGAUUUGCAAAGAAAGAAGAUUGUAAGUAUCUAUAGAACUAACUCAAUAAAUUAUCCUUAUAUAAAACAUAGCUAUACCACAUAGCCAUUUCCCAAAUGUUAAGUCCAUUUCAAAACUAUUAAGCAAUGUUUGUAAUUAUUUUCUUGAAAAUCAUUGUUUCUAGUUUUUAAAGGACUAUUGAUGAGUUGUCUAAUUUUCUAAUCUUAAAUGUUAAUACUAUAUGCUAAGUGGAACUCAAAUUUGGUCAGUUAUUGAAUGAACUAAAUAUUAAAAAAUAUUCUUUAAAUUUCAAGAAAAACCAAUUGUAAUGCAAGUGUAAUUAUUCUAAAGUAGCUAAUCCACAACAAUUGAUCUAUUUUGAAAAUUCAUACAUAAUUUCAUUUUCACUCAUUUUUUUGGCAUUUAAAAAAAAAUUAAUGUAAAAGAAUAAUGAAGAAAAAAUACACAGACAAAUUUAGAUAUUGAUUCAUUAAUAAUGCCAUCAGUAGAGAUUGGUUCCUGACAAUAGGUACAUUUAUCCAUCAAAAUGAAAUCUGAGUCACUUGUUUCGACUGUACAUAAUUAUGGCAUUAUCUACACACACUGUCUGGAGAUUUUUUAAAUGAUUUUCAACUGGAUUAUAAUAAAAUGUAGCUGUUUUAUUUCUAAUCAGCUUUUUAUUUCACUAACAAUUUGGCCUCUUGUGGCACGAACCCGUGUUGUAUCUACUCUCUAAUGUUCUCAAUUCCAUUUCUAAUUAAAAAACAUACUAAUAAUUUAAUUUUUUUAAAUCAUGAUUUUUAUUGAUUUUAAAAUUAAGGCUACUUAAAUCACAUUUUCUACCAUGGACUUUUAAAUCAAAAUAUCUGGUAUGAAGCCCCACCGUAAAUUUGUCAUUUUGUUUGCUUAGUACUAACUAAAACAAUUUUUCACUGUCCGCUUUGUCUCCAGUGGUGAAAACAUUUGGGUUUUUAAUUUUUAAAUUAACUAGCAUAAAUUUGUACUAGAUUUGUUACAUGAAAGUUGUAUGUAGCACAUUAGACACAUGAUUUAAUUAUUUAAAUUAUGUCCUACAGUAUUUUUUCAUCUCUCCUGUUGACGGUGAACUAAAUAAACCUGUUAUAGAUUACACUGAGGACAUGUAAAUGAAAAUGCUUAUUUGAUCAUUGAGAUCAUCAAAAACAGCUAAUAUAUCCAUCAGAUAAUUUCAAUGCAAAAUUAAGUCAUUAAGAAGAAGAAAACUUUUUCAGGACACGAGUCUACAUUCCUCCAGAUCCUUCAGGAUAUUUUGAUAAUGUUGUGUGGCCAAUGUCAAUGCACAAUUUAGAACUGAUCCAAGACCAAGAUGACAUCGGUAAUGUUCUAACCGUCAUCUAUACUCCAUCCCUGUGGCGCCACAGCCAAUGUAGUCUUUGGCCUGCCUCACCUCUUCCUUCCACUCAGACCUAACUAAUGCUUUUCUUUUCCAUGCUUGGAUUCCCAGCUUGGAUUUUCCACAUCAUCCAAGCCAAGGUCUGCCUUUGAGCCGUUUUCCUCUGCAGUUUUGGUUAUGUACCCUCUUCACUCCUUUAUAGGUAUUCUGCCCAACGUAGCUUACCCUUUUUUUAUUUCUGCUACUAGCAUGGGAUCCUGAUAUAGACUAUACAAUUCCUUGUUGGUUCGUAUUCUCCACCCUUAUUCAUCCUUUGUUGGUCUAUAUAUUAUCCGGAUAACUUUUCUCUCCCAUGUAUUUAAUAGGUUUUCUACCAUGUUUGGGUCCAAGUUGCACUUGUGUACGUCUGGUCUAAUGAAAGUUUUAUAAAUAGUUUUCUUUGUUUUUCUUGUAAUGUUUUUACUUUUGAGUAUUUUUAAUUUCUGACUACUGAAGUGUGCCCUGUUUCUGGCUGAUAUUCUUUCUUUUAUUUCUGUUAGUAAUUCGUUUCUUUCAUUAAAUAAAGAUCCUAGGUAUUUGAAUUGAUUUACUUUUUGAAAAAGUGUGGUUUCAAAUUUUAAUGGUUUUAUUUGUCUAUUCCUCUCUUAAGAUAGUCAUGUAUUUUGUUUUUUUUAACUUCCAGCCCUGCUUGUAGUGUUGCGUCUUCUAAUUCAAUAAAGGCUUUUGAUGUCUUCACUACUUUUUCCUAACGUUCUAAACCUGUUCACCGAAAACAUUCCCUGGCUAAGCUCCUAACUCUCAGAAUUGCUAAAAUUAAAAUGACAUGAAAUUUAAAAACUAGUUUUCUGCAUUGAAUUUGAAUUUUAGGGUUGCUGUGUCCUUUAAAAUAUAACUACUUCACUUAUUUUAACACCUCAAACUUUUCAGAAGUGAACAUAAUAUAGUUUAAAUAAGUACCAGUAUAUACCGUACAUUUAAUUGACUCUUGAACUACAAAGGUCUUUAAAAAACAUUUAUUUGAACUAUUUAAAAGCACAUGUUGACAAGUUAACAUUUUGCAGAAAACUAAAAUUUUAACCUAAAUUAUAUUUUCUUUUUUCCAUAAGAACAACAUAUACACUAGUCUUGUCUCUUUAAUUACAUUAAUGUUUUUACAUAUUUAUAAUUUCUACUUGAAUUGUUUUUUAAACCAAAUGCUUUAUUAUUUAAUUUAGCUGUGGCUAUGUCAGUUAACUGAAAUCAUCAUUUAUUUUCUCAUAUGUAUUUUUUUUUUUAAUUCUCAAGAGUUUUUUGUUAAAGCAGGAAAAAUCUGGCUUCAAUCUUUGAACAAUAGACAAGAAACAAUUUCAACAAAGAAUAUUUUGAACUCAAAAAGUUGGAUUGAAAAAUCAAUCAAAUAAAAUAUUAGUUUUAAAUUGAGAUAACUUACUUUUAAAAUAAAUGUAAAGACUGAAAUGCUAAAGCUUUAUUGCUAGAUUAAAUUUGCAAUUAUCUAUUAUAAACAUUCCAAUUCAAAACUAUGUGUCCAUUUUUAAGCGAUUUGAAAUGGGGAAUGUUAUUUUUGGGAAAUUAUAUGAGUACAAAGUCAAUAAAUAGCACGUCCCUAACUUUUUCUAAUUGCAAGCCCCACAUGAGCUACUAAAAUUAGUUUAAUGUCUUCCAGUCCCACAAACUUUGCAAAAAAAAAAGGGGUACUGAGAUCGAGUUUCAAUUUUGCUGCCUGAUUAGGCCUCAAGAUUCAACUUUGUAGGAUAAGACAUACAAUCGUUAUAAGUGAAAUGUAUUUUUAUUGCAAUAAAUGAAGAACAAAACAGUGCUUAAAUUUCAAAAGCGCUCUAACAUUACCACUUCUCCACUUGAAAAUAAAUUUCCCAUCUCAGAGACUCCCCAAAAAUCUUUUUAAAAAUACUACCUUGUGGGGCAUGCACCCUACAUUGGGAAAUAUUAAACAAUCAGAUCAGAUGUUAACAAAAUUUUUUAAAAUGCUGUAUAAUAAUUACUAUAAUAGACAGUUAAAUUUAGACAUUGUAAAUGAGCCUUGGGGAAGACAUCUUAAAGCCGUUUUUUUUCCCCAUCACAAUGAGAUUUUUAAAAUAUCUAUUUUUUAUCUUUUGUGAUUCCCCAUAACUUUUUCAUCUUUUUUUCUUCAUAAUUUUUUAAGCUCACAGCAUUGUUCACAAAUUAUUGUGCUAAAUAUACAUAAUCAGAUGAUUUUAAAUGGUGUUACAAUAUAAAAUUAAAAUGCUAUACAGUAACUCAAAACUGCUUUGAAUAAAUAAAAAUAAGUUAUAAUAAUGAAUGUCUUAUUUCUAGGGAAUUUGUUUUUUUUUUAAGUUUGCAUCCACUCAAUCUGCUUUUGACCCUUGUUCCAAAAAGAUUUGAUAUUUAUUCUCAUCAUCUCUUAAUUAUAUUUAGAUUGGUUAUUAAUUAUUAAAUUUACAAUUUGUUUAUUGUUGGUUAUUAUGUGGAUCAACUUUCAAACACUUUUCUUUCAGAAUACAUUGAUGGAAUGGUGGACUUAAACACACUAUACCAGAAAAUUCUAGCCAAGAUUCAAUUAAAUAUUGAGACGCAACACUGAAACUCUAAAAGAUAAAUAAGGCAUUCAUAUUAACUUUUAAAUAGUAAACAUGUUGAUCUUUCAAUGAAGGACGCAAUUAAAAAAUUGUUUCAGAAUUCAUGCUGCUGACCAACAGUUGUCACUUAAAUUAAGUUUGUGGGAGUGCAAUUGUGAUGAUGCAUUGGUAGGAUACAAAUUUACUUGAUUUAUUUUUAAUCAGUUUAUAUUUUCCAAUAAAAUAUUUAUAUCAUAAUCUUAUACAGGAUUCUUAGUUAUUGAUUUAAGACUAGUUAGUCAUCAAGAUUUAACUAAUUUUUAAGUUUCAUUGAUCAAAUUAUGGUAGGCAAUAAAACAAAUUCAAUCGGAUUAGACUGUAGAAAUCAUUUAUACAACAUGUUUUAUUCAGUUUUAAAAAAAAUAAAAAUUUGAUAUCUUUCUUAUCAUCGAUUUCUGGACUUUUGAGAACUUACCUUUUAUUUAUUGCUGUAAAUAAUAAAUUAUUCUGUCUUUUUUGGUUAAUAAAUUGAAAUGAAGACAAAGUUACAUCAUUCCUUAGGAUAAAUUAAUGUUACAACUAUGUUUCAUAUAACAUCAUUUACUUUUUUCCUGGCUC
Molecule: messenger RNA, 9545 nt
Organism: Lymnaea stagnalis (great pond snail)
Lineage: Eukaryota; Metazoa; Mollusca; Gastropoda; Lymnaeidae
Source: the annotation of a GenBank genome assembly